Messenger RNA from Drosophila santomea, 2453 nucleotides. It is a transcript of the gene Sox100B, whose product is annotated as transcription factor Sox-1b. The transcript is spliced from 3 exons. The record is from RefSeq and is a predicted model, not a curated record. Gene Ontology annotation, cellular component: nucleus. NCBI's taxonomy places the organism in Eukaryota, Metazoa, Arthropoda, Insecta, Diptera, Drosophilidae. Gene Ontology annotation, biological process: regulation of transcription by RNA polymerase II. Gene Ontology annotation, molecular function: DNA-binding transcription factor activity, RNA polymerase II-specific; RNA polymerase II cis-regulatory region sequence-specific DNA binding. Bases 176 to 1789 code for a protein of 537 amino acids.
CCUCGUCGCGUCUCUGCCAUCCGUAACACUCACCACUCGUAAGCCCCAUUCCAAAUUCCCGACCUUUCUGCGUGGGCGCCAAGCAGCUGCAAGAACAAAUCGUGAUAGUGAUUUAGAGUUUUGUGCAAACGGAUGAUUUAGUUUAAUACGAGGUAUUACUCAAGUGCCGUUGAAAAUGAGUGAAAGUGCCAGCUCCACUUGCUCGAAGGAUCGGGCGAAGCCGGUGGAAACCCUGGUCUUGGCCAACUACGCCCUGAAAGCCGAGCAGAAGAAGGCCCAAGGACAAGGUGGCCGCAAGGAGGACGAGCGCAUCACCACGGCGGUGAUGAAGGUCCUCGAGGGCUACGACUGGAAUCUGGUCCAGGCCUCAGCCAAGGCGCCCACGGACCGCAAAAAGGAGCACAUCAAGCGCCCCAUGAACGCAUUCAUGGUGUGGGCCCAGGCAGCCCGCAGGGUCAUGUCCAAACAGUAUCCGCAUCUGCAGAACUCGGAGCUAAGCAAAUCGCUGGGCAAGCUGUGGAAAAACCUAAAGGACAGCGACAAGAAGCCCUUCAUGGAGUUCGCCGAGAAGCUGCGGAUGACCCACAAGCAGGAGCAUCCGGACUACAAGUACCAGCCGCGGCGCAAGAAGGCGCGCGUAAUGCCCAGCCAGCAGAGCGGGGAGGGGGAGUCUCCGGGUGCAGACAUGGCCAUGUCCACCACAACGGGUAGCUCCGGCAAGCCAAGGAGCAGCAAUGCCAAUGGCCAGAGGCGAGCUGGAAAAUCAAAUGCAGCUGCUCUGGGCGACUGCGCCUCCUCCAUCGCCCAUUCCAAUGUGGGCUCCAGUUCCGCGGAUGUGUUCAGUAAUGAGGCCUUUAUGAAAUCCCUGAACAGUGCCUGUGCGGCCAGCCUGAUGGAGCAGGGCCUCAUCGAAACGGGCCUGGACUCGCCCUGCUCCACGGCCAGUUCACUGUCCUCGCUGACGCCCCCAGCCACGCCCUACAAUGCCGCCCCCUUGAGUGCAAAGGCAGCGGCAGCAAAUAACCCCAGCCUUCUGCUAAGGCAACUAAGUGAGCCGGUGGGCAGUGCUGGCCAUGAUUACGGAGUUCUGCUCGAGGCUGGCAGGGAGUAUGUGGCCCUAGGUGAGGUCAACUAUCAGGGGCAAGCGGCGGGCGUUGGAGUGCAGGGUGGAGCAGCAGCAGGAGGAGGAGCAGGUCAGGAAAUGGACUUCCUGGAGAACAUCAAUGGGUACGGUGGCUACGAGGGCAGUCGGGUGAGCUACCCCGCCUACGCCUACGCCACCAAUGGAGGCCACUUCGGCGGCGAGGAGCAGCCACAGCAGGCGUCACAGGCCAGUGAAGCCUUAAAUUACAAGCCAGCUGCCGCCGACAUCGAUCCCAAGGAAAUUGACCAGUAUCUCAUGGAUCAAAUGCUGCCCAUGACGCAGCACCAUCAUUCGCAUCAUCCGCACCACACGCACCCACUGCACCACCCGCUGCACCACUCGCCGCCUUUGAACUCCUCCGCCUCGCUAUCCUCGGCCUGCUCCAGUGCCAGUUCGCAGCAGCCGGUGGCGGAUUACUACGAGCACUUGGGCUACUCCCCGGCGGCCGCCUCCUCCGCCAGCCAGGUCCCCAACUUCGGCGCCCAGCAGCCGUAUGCCAACGGCUCCGGCUCCCUGACCCCCACCCUGGGUGACCCCGCACCGCAACAGGAGCUGCAGUCCCAGCAGCAGGAGCAGCAACAGCAGCAGCACCAGAAUCCAUCGCAGCAUCAUCUGUGGGGCACUUACACUUAUGUCAAUCCCUAAGCUACUUCAUUUGCACAUUUGUUGUGUUGCACAGAGAGAAAGAAAGUUGGCUUUGAUGCAUCCAAUUGCAGGGUUUCAAAUCACGUCUUUCAAAUGUCAUUCCUAAAUGUGGCACAUUAGGCUUAACUAAUUUGGGAAAAGCUCAUUCCUUUUGUCUAAAUUGGUGCACCAACCUUGCGAAUAUUAUUUAAAUAUUUAUUUCCCACGUUGUUGUAAAUUAAGUUGAAGUAAAAAAAAGUUAGCAAGUUGCACCCGAUUUCUCUCCGUGCACCUGCCCCCUGCACUUCCGUUUCCGCCCCGCUUUAUGGGUCACUUAGAUGGCUUUCGUUUAUUGGUUUAUUGUCUGUGCCCUAUCCGUGUGAGCGUGAGACUAUGCAUGUGUGUGUGUUGCUGGCUCGAGGGUCCUUUUUGGAGAUUCCCUGCAAUUUAAGCUAAUCGCUGCGAUUUUCGUUUAUGGCUGCAUUAUUCCUUUUCCCAUCAAUACGCAAUGCCACUUGCAAGAAUCGAAGAAAAAGAGCCAUGGCUAAACAAUCUAAAUGGAAAUGCAGCAGGGAGUGGCAAGAAUAACGAGUUCAUAGCUAAUUGGAGCAAUAUAAACUAGUAGUUGUAAUUUCUAUUUGUAAGAACGUAAUGUUUAGAAUUGGCAAGUUAGUAUACGAAAAUG